AUGAGUUCUACACAUGGUCUUUUGACCACUUUUCUAUUAUUUUCAUGUCUGGCAGAGAGUUAUCAGAAGGCCCGGAGUCGGCCUGUCGACAAGUAUGCUGCCAGCUACAGUAUCAAUCCAACAGUUCAAUUUUCAGUAACUUAUGGAGAGCUGAAAUUCGAAAAGGAGCUGAAAGUGGCUCUUGACACAAAAGACGUCCAAGCUUCUCCAUACUACAAAGACAAAGUUCUCUCCCUACCCAUCUCAAAGGAUGCUGGAACGGAAUUAUGGCAGCACUGGACGGAUCAAGCAUUUUCUGGACUAAUUUCAGCUAUUGCUACUAGAAGACUGAAUUUAGUGGAAAAAUACGAUAAAAAGAAGCAUGAAAAGUGUUCCGCAAAGGCUCAUGAUGUUGCGAGUCAUGCAAAAUGUCUGGUUGCUUUGGAAGGAGAUGGAUUGACAAAUCGAUUGUUGAAGAGGAAGAAGUAUUUCGAUCAGAGUAGGAAAAGAGAAUUCAUUUGGAAAAUCAAAAAGUCGAAAAAAAUGCGAAAGAGCAGUUCAGAGAAGCUGGCCAAAUUGAGAAGCAUGGAAAGUUAUGAGGCUUCGAAAAGUGCUGAAAGCAAAACUAAAAGAAGGAGAAGGAUUCUUAAAAAAUCUUCUGAAAGCUCCGCGGUUGGGGACGACUGGGUUGGAUCAUUUAAAACUGCCCGAAGAGCAAAAAGAUCAAUAAAAGUCAAGAAUGCUGAUAGCUACACUUUGAAAUCAGAAUACGACACAUCUCCAUUUGCCGCUAUCACGAAACAGUUGUCCAACACUGUUAAGGUAUUCAAGAAGAAGGAUAAACUGAGCAAAUGGCAAGAUGUUAUCGAGCGGAUUCAGAAGGAAAGUUCGUUGUUGAAAAAACGAAAACAAGUGGAAAACCUACAACGAAAGAGGAUGCGAGUAUUUCAAGAAGCAAAAAGAAUCAAAUCAAAUGAAAAUAGUUCUUUGGAAAUGAGAAAAAAGAUGAAGCGUCGAGAAGGAUCAGUUAUGAAUUUUGCUAAUGUCGAAAAGUAUAUUGAUGACGAGGAGUUGAAGGAUUUGUAUCACAAAAAAAUGAGCAAUAUGACAGAGGAAGAUGAAAUGAUGAUGAUUCCGAUUGAUUUGAUCCGGCAAGCUGCGAAGAUCGGAUUGGGACUUACUGGAAAGAAUACCACUGAUAUGGAUGGAAAGACUAUAAAGCUUUUCAGUCCUCGGUUCAUGAGUGUGCUACCAGAAGAUCAGGAGAGUAAAAACAAUGAGGUGGAUAUCCUCUCUCCAUCUCUAUUUGCGCUCCAUGACUUGGGAUCUGAUACUGAACAGAAGACGUCAUUGAAAUCUCUUCUGGGGUCUGCAAUGGAUUCAGCAGAUUCUCAAAACUUUUUGGAUUUAUUGGUGGAAGCAACAGGAGUAGCUGAAGCUGUAGAAGAUGCAGAACAGAAAAUGAUAGAUGCACAACGGAAGAAGGAUGAUGCAAUGGGAAGAGGACCAGACGGACAACCAUUGUAUUUCACAAAAGAGAAUAUCACAGAGAGAUUCCCAUCGGAAGCGAAAAAGAUUGAAUUAUUCGAGGAAUUGGAUAAAACAUUUUCAGUGGAUCAAUUGAAGGAUAUGAAUCAGACUGGAUAUACGGUACUCAAUCCAAAACAAAUGCAGAUGAUGUAUGGAAAGAAGUCGCCUUUUAAGAAUUCAAGACUUUUGAGAACAUACAAAAAUAUGACGACAGCUGAGAUCCACCGAUCAAUUCAUAAUACUAUCAAAGAUGUAGCCGAUAAAAAACUGAAGUUUGAGGUAAGGGAAAAUUCUUAUGAAUAUCCAAAAUCAAAUUCGUCUCUCCAGGUUCGUCAAAAAGAUAUCGUCCUUUCCCCAAUUGUCGGAACUGCAAUCAUCAAUAACCCUGCACUGGCAUCCCAAGCCUUGAUCCUUUCUCCAGCUGUGAUGGUUCCACUGAUUCAAUCUCCUGCAAUAUUCGGAACCGUAGUCCUCUCUCCAUGGCUUUUCGUUCCCGUCAUCCUAUCUCCUCGUAUUUUAAGUCCUGUAAUCCUCGAUCCUUUCAUGUUCGUCCCCAUCAUCCUAUCCCCUCUUGCUCUGGUUCCUGUAGUCUUGUCACCUGGAGUCUUCAAUCCAUUCGUGCUCUCUCCACUCCUCAUGUGCCCCUUCAUUCUUUCCCCUCAAGUCAUGACUCCUCUAAUUCUUUCCCCAUUUGCUCUGACCCCUCUGAUUCUGAAUCCCCUUCUCAUGUCUCCAUUGGUGUUAUCGCCCUUUGUAUUGUCUCCACAAGUACUUUCUCCUCAAUUCCUGACUGGAAUUAUCCUAUCUCCAUAUGCCCUUUCUCCAGCUAUUGAGUCAAAUGGAAAGUUGGUAACCGUAUUUGCUUCUCCAAGUUGGCUCAGUUAA
Molecule: messenger RNA, 2394 nt
Organism: Caenorhabditis briggsae
Lineage: Eukaryota; Metazoa; Nematoda; Chromadorea; Rhabditida; Rhabditidae
Exons: 7
Coding region: 1-2394 (797 amino acids)
Source: RefSeq, a predicted model, not a curated record